Messenger RNA from Ananas comosus (pineapple), 1227 nucleotides. Its product is annotated as forkhead box protein D1-like. The record is from RefSeq and is a predicted model, not a curated record. NCBI's taxonomy places the organism in Eukaryota, Viridiplantae, Streptophyta, Magnoliopsida, Poales, Bromeliaceae. The coding region runs from base 859 to 1227 and encodes 122 amino acids. The transcript has a single exon.
ACUGCUUUUAAGUAAAUCUCCUCCUAAAAACCCAUAUAUAAUAACAUUUAUUCAAUCACAAUAAUUCAUGGUACUAUUGUACCCCGCUCUAAAUCCCUCGCUCUAAACCGUCUGAUCUGCCACGUGGCAACAAUCGAGCCCAUCACAGCUCGAACAUUUUUUUUUUCCCAACAAUUCACGUACACAACACCCGAAGCUCUCCGACAAAAGUCCGCAGAGAUAAUUAAUUAGUGAAAAUAAAAAGGGUCAAAUUUAUACCACGAAACCCCUCAAUUAUAAGGUAUUUUGUAACUUAUCCACAAACAACUUAAUUUAGUUAUUUUAAGUACUUUUCGGCAAAUAAAGCUAUGAAUUCAAUUUAGAUACAAAGCGAAUAGUUUAUGGUCGGAGGAUCUGUUUCAAAAUGUAAUAUACUUGAGGGGGUUCUCCAUAAAGUUAUCACCUUCGAGAGAAAAAUAAUAAAAUUAUAAAAUAAAAACCCCUCCUUUUUUUCCGUUUCUCUUUUUCUUCUCCUUCUCCCUCUCCCUCUCCCUCUCCUCUUCUUCGUCUUCUUCCUCUUUAAACCCUAACUCUCCCCCAAAAACCUCCAUGGGAGAGCUCUCCUUUGUGCUCUAUCUCUCUCUCUCUCUAUAUCUCCCACAAAGAUCACAUUUUUAAGAAGAUUCUAACUUUGGUUCUUUAAUCUCCACACACACAUCCCUCACCAAAAACCAAAAAGGCGUAGUAGAUCCCCCGCCUCAAAUCUCUCUCCCAAAACCCUCUACUUUUUCCCUUUCCUUUUUCUUUUAGGGGGGCGACAUUGUGGGGCUGAGCACCGGUUAAAAGUCGCACCUUUUUCUAGGGUUAGGGUUUCGACCGAUGUCGCUGCCGCUGGAGGCGGCGGCGCCGCCUCCGCCGCCGCCGCCGCAGCACGGCGGCGGAGGGGGCGGGUCGGUGGGGGCGCUGAUCGCGGUGUUGGCGGUGAUCGCGGUGCUCGGGGCGGCGGCGGGGAUCGUGGGGCGGCUCUGCUUCGGGCGGGGCAUCUGGGGCCACGGCGGCGGCGGAUUCGACCUGGAGGAGUGGGUGGAGCGCCGCUGCGCCUCCUGCGUCGACGGGAGCCUCGCCCCUCCGCCCCCGCCCCCUCCGCCUCCGCCUCCGCCGGCCGCCGCCGCCGAGGCGGUGGCGAACGGAGCCGAGGUGCGGCGGCGGCGCGGCGAAGGGGAAGGGCGGAGGGUGGCGGAAUCGUAG